CAUAUAUUUUUGAAGCUUUCCUACAUUAUGUACACCACAAACGCAUAUAGCUCUUUUGGAACAGGUUAUUCUGGUUAUGGCAGUCUAUCCACAGCAACAAUUAGCUAUGAAACAAAUUCAAAGGAUCCUGUACUUCUCAGAUCCCGCGUCUUUGUCGGCAAUAUGAACCCAAAAGUUGGCAGAGAGGAAAUUAUUCAAUUGUUUCGUUCUUAUGGAACUCUUAUUGGCGUGACCGUCUUUAAAGGAUAUGCUUUUGUUCAAUUUUCGCAUGGGAGUGAAGCUGAUUUGGCUGUGACUGCUUUAAAUGGAUAUAACUGGCAUGGAAGUCCUUUGGAUUGCAAACUUGCUAUAACCGGCUUUGCUGGCAAGCCCAUGACAGUUAGCACUACUCCUGGUAUUGGAGUAGCAAAGGGGAUGGGAAAACGAAAUCAAAACCAGCCACAACCUUUACCACCUUCUGGAGGUGCUCAAACAAAAAGAAUUAAAGUCGACUACAAUACUUCAAACAGAAAUAUUGCGGAAAAUUUGGAAUAUACAGAUUUGGCUAGUGUACAACCACAUGGUUUCGUUCUUUUAAUUUUUGUUUUUAAUUUUGGGGACAGCCUUUGUGGGUAUUUGGAAUCGCAUGGGGCGAGUUAUUCGAAAUCCGCGAGUCGAAUACUUGUCUUUUUCUCUCUCUUUUCUCUCUGAAAACUUUGAAUCAGACCCAUAACCAGGGGGAAUCCUCCCCUUCCCCCCCCCCUCCGAAAAAAGGGCUAUGGGCCUAUUUGGAAGCGAAUGGGACGAGUUAUCCGAAAUCCGUAGUCAACUCCCUGCCAUUUUGACGACCUGAAACCCGAUCUAUGAGAUCUUUGGAAAUCCAACUUUUUCGUAACUAUUCCAUAUCCCUUUUUGAAUUAAAUUCCCUUCCCGUAAAUUUAAGCGAUCCACAUUUUUAUUAUCUUAACCAAAUAAAUAUUUUCAAUUAAUGGGAGAAACGACUAAAUUUCUUAUAAAUUUUACAUAUCCCCUCCCACCCCUGUUUUCACCCUAAAAAUUGUAAAGAAAAAUUUUUCAGUUGGUUUUGAUGACAUAUUAAUUUGCGGAGUUUGCCGUAUGGUUACCAAAGAUUUGGCUGAAUUUGUUGAACAUCGCAAACAUCCAUGUAAAAUUCCUAAGCCUGGGGUGUUAUUGGGUACCGAAAAUUGGGGGAAGUUGAUAUGGUUUUUUAAAACUUCCAUUCAUUCUAACAAACUCGCGUUGACCCCAUGCCUCUGAAAAUUUCACUUGGGGAAAUCCUUCCCCUUUUCCUCUUCCCCCUAACGUCGUCGUGGAAUAUUUCCACAAGUCCCCUCCUCCUCUCCCUGAAAAAUCCAUUCUCUCCUCCCAUUUUCGUCGUUGCAGAGCAUCUCUUAUAACCCAAUCCCAAAAUUUUACCAGAGAAAAUCCAUCCCCUUUUUCCUCUUCCCCCUAACGUAGUCGUUGGAACAACUCCUUAAACCCCCUUCUAUUCCACCUAAAAAUCCAUUCUCUUCUCUCAUUUUCGUUGUUGCAGAACAUCCCUUAUAAAAUCC
Molecule: messenger RNA, 1553 nt
Organism: Meloidogyne enterolobii
Lineage: Eukaryota; Metazoa; Nematoda; Chromadorea; Rhabditida; Meloidogynidae
Source: the annotation of a GenBank genome assembly